Molecule: messenger RNA, 2923 nt
Organism: Anastrepha ludens (Mexican fruit fly)
Lineage: Eukaryota; Metazoa; Arthropoda; Insecta; Diptera; Tephritidae
Product: fatty-acid amide hydrolase 2
Exons: 8
Coding region: 236-1819 (527 amino acids)
Source: RefSeq, a predicted model, not a curated record
CGAUUAAAAGUUGUGUUGGCGCGGCUGGUGCUAAGCUUAAUCGCUUGCACCUCAGUACUGGACGCGCACCAGAUGUGAGAACAACAACGCUACGGGCGGAAUACACAGUUCGAGCUGCUAAAAAGCAUCUGGUUUUUAUUGCGAAUAAAACGGUAGCGGUAUUUCGUAUAGUAAACCGUCGUCUAUGUAAAAACAGCAACAAAUCAUACAGUGUUUGGCUGAUAGUUUAAAAGAUAUGUUCAGCUUGAUCCACAUUCUUAUCGCCAUUGGCACUGCGUUAUGUUUCAUUAUGAACACGCUAGUCGAUUGGUUUAUAUCACGUAAACGGCCAACCUACCCACCAAUUCAGGAUGGGUUGCUAAUCAAAUCUGUGGGCGAAUUGGUUGUCGAGCUGCGGCAAAAAAAGGUCACUUCACAUCAGCUGGUGCAGGCGUAUAUCAGCCGCAUUCAGACAGUAAAUCCCAGCCUGAAUGCAGUAAUUGAGGAUCGUUUCGAGUACGCACUGAAAGACGCACAACAUGCGGAUAGCCUGAUUGCCAAGGCGAACAACGCACAGUUGGUGGCACUCUUUGCACGCUACCCCCUACUUGGUAUACCAUUUACAGUGAAGGAAUCAGCCGGGCUGAAAGGACUUUCUUUUGUUAUCGGCAACAUUUAUCGGCAAAAUAUGAAAUGUGAACACGACAGUGUAGUGGCAGAGCGGCUACGGUCUGCCGGUUGCAUACCACUUUUAGUCUCAGCAAACCCAGAGUUCUGUAUGAGCUACGAGACGAAUACUAUAAUGAAUGGAAAGUGUCGCAAUCCAUAUGAUCUGAACAGAGUGUCUGGAGGAUCAUCUGGCGGAGAGGGUGCUCUAAAUGGCGCCGGUGCAACACCAUUCGGUUUGGCUUCAGAUAUCGGCGGCUCAAUACGUUUACCUUCAAUGUUUUGUGGUGUAUUUGGACAUAAAGCAACAGGGGGACUGGUACCGAUUAAGGGAAACUUCCCCUACGUAGAAGAUCCGAGAUUUGCACAGUACCUGACAGCAGGUCCAAUAACACGUUUUGCCAAAGAUUUGCCCAUACUGCUGCAAGUGAUGGCCGGCGAUGAUAGCAAUAAGUUGAAAUUUCAUGAACCAGUAAAACUAAAGGACAUUAAGAUAUACUACGCAUAUGGUUUCAGUGGUUGUGAAGCGCUAAUGCACCUGCCAACCGCAUUCGACAUACAAUUAGCCAUAACCAGAGCGGUGAAGUGCUUCGAAAAAGGUGGACUCACCACAAAGCAGGUAAACUUAAACAAUUUUGGUAAUGCCAGAGAAAUUGGUAUACGCGCUCUCUCAGAGUUACACGGCAUACCGAGUGUAACAACUCAAAGUCCACCCAAAAUAAGAACUUUGAUUUGGCAGUUCAUCCUCUCGCUUAUUGGGAAGUCGGUGCAUAACCGCGAUGCUGUCUUUAUGGAGUGGAUGCGUCUAGAGAAGGCGUAUAUUUCUGAUAAGCAAGCAGACGAAUUACGCGCUGAAAGCAAAAAGCUGAAAGAAGAGCUGGUGCAAAUGCUAGGCGAGAAUGGUGUACUCUUCUUGCCCACUUUUCCCACUUCGGCUUUCGCAUUCAACACAAGCACCUUGAAUUUGGUCGGAGUGGGUCUAAUGCUAUUGUUCAACAUACUGGGCUUGCCUGCAACACAUGUGCCAAUGGGUCUGGAUCAUCGAGGCCUGCCAAUAGGCUUCCAAGUGGUCGCUGCACCAUAUCAAGACAAAUUGUGUCUGCAGAUAGCAGCUGAGUUGGAAGGCGCUUUCGGCGGAUGGGUGCCGCCGCUGUCGCAUGACAUAAAAGCUUAGUGUUAAUAAGCUACUUGAAGCUUUUUAAGUUUAGCAUAAGUAUAGCGUGCUUUGUGCUUACGUACUUACGUAGUUUGCUUGAAAUUCUGUAUACUUCUCUAGAAUACAGUAGGUUCUGUUUUUAUGCGGCUUUUUUUUAUGCGGGUUUGAAAUAGUGCGGUUUUUUUUUAAAUUACAAAAUGCAUGUCGACCUAUCGGAAAUUGUACAUAUAAACAAGAUUCUAAACCAGCUAGCAAAAACUCAUCACAGAUUCAUGCGGUCUAUGGAACGUAUCUAUAGUUAUAAUAUGGGACUAGUGCCCUUUUUUAUGCGAUUUUAUUACAUUAUUUCAGAUUUAUGCGGUUUUCGCAUUUGAAACGUAUCUAUAGUUUUACUAUAGAACUAGUACUUUUUUUAUGCUGUUUUUUUUAUGCUGUUUCUUGCGGAACGUAUCUACCGCAUAAAAACAGAACCUACUGUAUUUGCAAUGUGUUUAUUGCUUGGAGAUUUGUGUUUUUUGUUGUGCGUUGUAAAAUUUGCUUAAGCAGUCUCUCUCAUAUGGUAUAAUAGAGAUGUAUACAUCUAUUCCCAUAAGUAAGUCGUUCAGCGUGUCGCAAUAAUAAAAGCAUUCUUAAUUAAAGUGCCAAGCUUUACACAAAAUUUCAAACAAAAAAACUUCCGAGCAUCUUGUAUACUACAAAGUUUUCUAAAGAUUCUGAUUAAAGAUCAAAGAUUAAUUUUUUUUUUUAUUUAUUUAUUAAGUUUUUGUGAAUUUUGUACAAAGAUUGGAGCUAUUUGAUAUAUAACAUUUUUGCUAUGCAUAAAACUAUAUUUUUAUUAAAAAAUAGCGGAAUAAAUUUAGCGUAAAAAGGUGAAUAUUAUAAAGAGAUAAAGUGGCUUCAUUAUGAGAGCACAAGUGUAAAGUAUAAGGAUAUACCUCUACUAGAGCUGUCAAACUAUCGAUAGUUGAUGUAUAAACUGUAGAUACUUUUGAAUAAUUACACAAUUAAUUAAUUUUGAUGUCCAUACAUUUAUAUUCAAGUUAUGUAUUUACGGUCAAUCAAAUCUCAAUCAAAUUUUUUUAAUAAAAAUCAGUGCAUCACCGCAGAUUAUUUACAAUUAAA